Messenger RNA from Zingiber officinale, 2864 nucleotides. RefSeq names its product homeobox protein HOX1A-like. The record is from RefSeq and is a predicted model, not a curated record. Gene Ontology annotation, molecular function: chromatin binding; DNA binding. The transcript is spliced from 8 exons. Lineage: Eukaryota; Viridiplantae; Streptophyta; Magnoliopsida; Zingiberales; Zingiberaceae. Gene Ontology annotation, biological process: chromatin organization; regulation of DNA-templated transcription. The coding region runs from base 136 to 2343 and encodes 735 amino acids. Gene Ontology annotation, cellular component: nucleus.
GCAAUCUGUUCACAGUGACAGUACUCGCAGCCCUCCACCAAACUCGCCGCUGGCUUCUCGCCUUCGGGAGCUCCGCCGUCACAGCGAGCAUUUGUGAGCCAUAAAAGAAGGGGCAUUCUUUAGGAGAAAGUAAAUAUGGAUAAAGAUCCCAACUCUGAGACAGCUGCGAAUGACUACCGGGAUGCUGAGCUUCCUGGUCGUGAGCAUACUGGUAUUGAAAAUAAUCUUCAGCACAGAAAACAUAACUCAAACAAAUCAGUUAGGAAAAGGGGAAAGUUGUUGCAAAAUGGGAGAGCAAGAUAUUCACUAAGAUCUUCGCUCAGAGUUCUUCGCUCCAUGUCAAAAUGUAAGGUUAAGAUUUCCUCUGAACCCAGCAAUUCCGCAGUGAGUCCAGUAACCAAGAAGAGAAAGAAGAAAAGGAAAGGAAAGAGUGCUCCAAGCAAUGAAUUUUCACAAAGGAGAAAACACAUAAGUUACUUAUUGAGAAAAAUCAACUUUGAGCAAAGCCUUAUUGAUGCAUAUGUGAAUGAAGGUUGGAAAGGUCUAAGUUUGGAAAAAAUAAGGCCUGAGAAAGAGCUUGAACGAGCCAAAUCUGAAAUUCUACAGUGCAAAUUAAGGAUUCGUGAUGCUUUCCAGCAACUAGAUUCCUUGCUUUCUAUAGGAAGGCUUGAGGAAAAUCUGUUUGAUGAUAAUGGAGAAAUUGACAGUGAGGAUAUGUUCUGUGCAAAAUGUGGUUCUAAGGAUAUAUCUGCUGACAACGAUAUCAUACUGUGUGAUGGCAUUUGCGACAGAGCUUUUCACCAGAAAUGUUUGAGCCCGCCAUUAGCAACUAAUGAAAUUCCUCCUGAAGAUCAAGGAUGGUUAUGUCCUGCAUGUGACUGCAAGGUGGAUUGCCUUGAUUUGUUUAAUGAUUCUCAAGGAACUGAUUUCUCGAUUGAGGACACGUGGGAAAAAAUUUUUCCCGAGGCAACUGCUGUUGCAAAUGGUAAUAACCAAUUUGAUGAUUCUAUCUAUCCAUCAGAAGAUUCAGAAGAUUAUGAUUAUCAACCUGAUCACGUAGAAGGUAAUGCUGAAGAUCAGGAAGAACGGUCAAGUUCUGAUGAAUCAGAUUCUGCUUCAUUGUCAGAGGACUUGGGCCAGCCUGUACAGAACAAAAUUGAUUAUCUUGGCCUCCCUUCUGAUGAUUCUGAGGAUGAUGACUAUGAUCCUGAUCAGCCAGAACCUGAUAAGGAUAAAGAUUCAGAUUUGAAUGAAUCAGAUUUUAUGUCUGACUCUGAUGAUUUCUGUGCUGACCUUUGUAAAACUGUGAAUGCCAAUGCAGUUUCGUCCAAUUUAUGUGAUUCUGAGCCACUUGAUGGUUCUGGUCAGUUGAGAGCUACUAUGCAGUUCCCUUUAAACGCUGAGAAUCCACUUGUAGAGGUAGAUGCUGGUCAAGGGACCAAUUAUCCAACAUCAAAGAAGAGGCAGCGGGAGAGUUCAGAUUUUAAGAAGUUGCAUGACGAGGUUGAUGCUGAUGAAUCAUCCAAACCAAGUCAAAAUGAAUCUGAGAAGUCUACAGUGAAGAAAAUUAAGAAAAAUGUUAGUAGAGAAGAACCUUCUAAAUUGCCAGAUGAAAAUGCUCAAUCUAGUAGUAAUCAGCGAGGCUCCAGAGUUAAACACAUUGUCAAGAAGGGUAACACACAAGAUAUUUCAAAAUUAGAUCAACAACAACCAUCAAAAGCAAUUUAUGAGAGUACUUCAGACCGAGCACAGGAAAAGGUGAGCAGGAAUGAUGACAAUCAAAACAAAACAACCACAAUUUCAAGAAGGCUUCUUGGUCAAAAUGCAUAUCAGAUAAGUAAUAGCCGAAGAGCUUCCAAUGUAUCCAAUGUUUAUGGAACUACAGGAAAGACUUCUGGUAAAGAAACCAUUCAUUCAAGUACUACUCCUGAUCAAGACAAUUCAGUCACAUCUGUCAGAAACAAGAAGUCAAGUAAGCGGAAGAUUGAGAAUACACCUGGACAAAGGAAAACCUUGACGAGCUCUAACAGAAAGAACACUGGUAGUAAAACCUCUGCUACUCUUGACCAACCGAAGAGCACUGGUUGUAACACCUCUGCUACUCUUGACCAACCGAACAGCUUAAUCAGAACCAGCGGAAAGAAUGUCAAGUCAAGUAAAGCAAAUGCGGACACCCCUGCUACUCUUGAUCAGCUGAACAGCUUAAUCAGAUCCAGCAGAACGAAUGCCAAGUCAAGUAAAGCAAAUGCGAACACCGUUGCUACUCUUGACCAACCAAACUGUUUAAUCAGAUCCAGCAGAAAGAAUGCCAAGCAAAUGCUGAUAACACCCCGCCAUUCUUGAGCAAUCAAACACUUCAAUCCAAUCCAGAAGAAAGAACACUAAGUCAAUUGAGUUGAAUUUUAAGGACACCCUUGCUAAUGGAAGCACACAAGAAGAUCAAGCAAAGUGAAUAAUUGCAAGAAUCAAGUUAGUCAUGAUGAGAGAUCAAUGAAACAGUUGAGGCAGUCCAGUGUUGGUGGUAGAAGAGGAAGAUUAUCAGGUGAAGAAGCUUGCAAGGCCUUCCUGCACUCUCUUUUUUUUAACAUUAAUGUCGUAAGAGGAUUCUUGACGAUCAACUAGUGUUAAGCAAAGCCCAGAAUUUUUGGAGCUCGAGAUUCUCUUCUGAUUGAAUAUUGAUAUCUGAAAAAUGAACCUGCUCAUUCUUUUGCUUUUGUUUGGCGGAUGACUUUUUGUACGUUCGAGGGUUUUUGUAACUGAAGAAGCUUAAGAGAACUCAAAGGGUAAGUACAUGUUACCAAAAUUAGUCAAUUUAGCAUGGCGAUUAUGUUACAAUGCUUCUGAAGAGUGCACAAUUCAUGAAA